Messenger RNA from Scaptodrosophila lebanonensis, 834 nucleotides. Its product is annotated as proteasome subunit alpha type-2-like. Gene Ontology annotation, biological process: ubiquitin-dependent protein catabolic process. The transcript has a single exon. The coding region runs from base 1 to 705 and encodes 234 amino acids. The record is from RefSeq and is a predicted model, not a curated record. Gene Ontology annotation, cellular component: proteasome core complex; proteasome core complex, alpha-subunit complex. Lineage: Eukaryota; Metazoa; Arthropoda; Insecta; Diptera; Drosophilidae.
AUGUCGAGGGAACGUUACAGCUUCUCGCUGACGACCUUCAGUCCUGCUGGCAACCUCGCCCAGAUGGAAUACGCGAUGGCCGCUGUGGCUGACGGUGCCACCUCCGUUGGGAUUGUGGCCUCUAAUGGCGUUGUGAUUGCCACAGAGCACAAAUUCAACUCUCCACUCGUCGAGGUGCACAGCAUACAUCGUGUGGAGAAAAUAAGCAACAACAUUGGAUCGGUGUACUCGGGCAUGGGUCCUGACUAUCGCAUGCUGGUUAAGCACGCUCGUAAAAUGGCCACAAAGUACUAUCUCACCUAUAAGGAGGCCAUUUCAACCGAACAACUUGUUCAGCGCAUGGUCGAUCUAAUGCAGGAAUACACUCAGUCGGGAGGUGUACGUCCCUUUGGUGCUUCUAUGCUGAUUUGCGGGUGGGACUUUGAUAGGCCGCAUCUCUACCAGGUGGAUCCCACAAGCGCUUCGUUUGCUUGGCAGGCCUCGGCUCUCGGCAAGAAUGCAGAGAGGGGCAAAAUAUUUUUGGAGAAGCGCUUUAGCCCAGAAAUGGAACUACCAGAUGCUGUGCACACCGCUAUUUUGGCACUCAAAGAGGGAUUUCAGGGGAAAAUUGAUUGCGACAAUAUUGAAGUUGGAGUGUGCGAUGAAAGAGGUUUUAGGCGCUUGGAACCUACAGAAAUUGACGAUUACUUGAGUAAUAUAAUGUAAAAACUAAGCUCAUUCUUACACGUAUAGUCUAAUUUUCCCAAAAUUGCAAUUUCCAAUAUUUAAGUCUUUACUGAAAUGCUUCAUAUAUACUUCUAACUAAUGAAUAAAUGAGAACUGCGAUUUGGGCAA